Messenger RNA from Magallana angulata, 3792 nucleotides. RefSeq names its product N-acetylated-alpha-linked acidic dipeptidase 2-like. The transcript is spliced from 17 exons. Bases 563 to 2845 code for a protein of 760 amino acids. Gene Ontology annotation, molecular function: carboxypeptidase activity. The record is from RefSeq and is a predicted model, not a curated record. Lineage: Eukaryota; Metazoa; Mollusca; Bivalvia; Ostreida; Ostreidae.
UGUCCAAUUUAUUUUAUACGAAGUGAAUUUGAAACUUGCGCCAGAGAUGUUCAUCUGAUGUCGUUCAGUUCUCCGAGUUUAUUAUAAAUUAAUACUGAUUGCAUUAGUCAUUCAAUUACCUCAUAGUGAAGACUAAUUUACUAUUUAAAUGUAACAUUCUAGCUAAAAGUAUAUACGGGAAUAGUUCAGAACCUUGCUAAAAUCCUGUUUCUGCAUUUUAAUUAACAUCAUAUGAUAUGCACGAAAACGUGUAGGCUAACCUUACCACAUCCGCGGAAUUAUUGUUUUCACAGCAAAUAACAGACAGCUCUUAUCAAGGUCAUGUAAUUUGAAGGGGGGAAAUGGAUACAAUAUAAAUAAAACGAAUAAUUAUAACGUUUUAUGGUUAACAAUAUUCUUAAAAAUGUAUAGGUUAGGAAUAAGAAGCACAUACUAGUAAAAAAAAUAAUAAAGUCAAAUGAAGGUUUAACUUGAUGACUCUUCGGUGAGUGUUACACUUUUUCUUCACCCCUCUUACCAUCAUAAAUCACCAUCAGCAGAAGCUACCCCAUGCAGUGAGAAGAUGAGUCCGCGUGCUCAGAACACGAGGAGGUUCCUGUUGUUGGCCGUGGUGGCGGCGAUUGUGGGACUGGUCAUUGGUCUGCUUAUAGGGAGGUUUGGUAUACGCUCGGACAAUGACGAUUACAGGAUAACGGGAAUAUCCGAAACAUUCGUGCAAGAUGCAGACCCCACGAUCUCCGAAGAGAUCAUGGAUAACAUCAAUAGCGAUAACAUUCGACAGUAUCUUAGGGAGUUAACCGAAUACCCCCAUCUUGCCGGGACAGAUGCAGACUACAAACAGGCCAAAGAUCUUCAGGAGUUCUGGAGAUCGGUGGGUCUGGAUGAAACCUUCAUCACGCCGUAUGAUGUACUGUUGUCUUACCCCGAAACCAAAGAUGAAAGCAAGAUGAAUCGAAUCUUUGUCUACGAUUCUGCUGGCCAAGUGGUAUGGAAGUCCGCGCUGUAUGAACCGAUCUUGGACCCCAGUGAGAACAAAUCGAACGUGGUGCCGCCGUUCAAUGCUUAUUCUGCACCGGGGGAUGUCAACUCUACAGACUUGGUGUACGUUAAUUACGGACGUGUGGAAGACUACAGAUGGCUGGCUCAGAACACAGACAUUAACAUCACUGGCAAAAUCGUUCUGGCUCGUUACGGCAAGAUCUUCAGAGGGGACAAGGCCCGCCAAGCAGAAAUUCGUGGUGCCAAAGGAAUUAUUUUGUAUUCCGAUCCCGAGGAGUAUGCCGACAAUAGCGAGAAUACUGACGUUUACCCUCACGACUGGUUCCUCCCGGAAUCUGGAACGCAAAGGGGCAGCAUAUAUAUAGGGAUAGGGGACCCCCUCACACCUGGUUACCCAGCUACAGAAACGGCAUACAGACUAAAUGAAAGUGACCCAAACACUAUGCUUCCAAAGAUCCCAUGUCAUCCCAUCGGAUAUGGAGUUGCUAAAACUCUGAUGAGCUACAUGAGUGGUGACCAAGUUCCGGCGAGUUGGAGAGGGGGACUGAAUAUAACGUACAGAUUCGGAGGACCGCUGAAACAGUCUGGAUGGAAAAUAAGAAUAAGGAUCUCCACCGCAAAUACCCGGAGGAAGACGUACAACGUGUUCGGGGUGAUCAGGGGCAGCGUUGAGCCAGAUAGGUAUGUGUUGCUUGGAAACCAUUUAGAUGCCUGGGUUUUCGGCGCCAUUGACCCGUCUAGUGGAACAGCCGUAAUGAAAGAGGUGUCCCGAGUGAUGGGGAAUCUUGUUCGAUCAAAGAAAUGGCGUCCAAGAAGAACAAUAAUAUUUUGUGGAUGGGGUGCAGAAGAAUACAUGCUCAUGGGAUCUACAGAAUGGGUUGAGCAAUACGUCAAAAAUCUUGGUAAUCGAGCAGUGGCGUACCUUAAUAUGGAUAUGGCAAUUGAAGGAAACUAUACCUUGCGUAUAAGGGCGACACCUAUGAUGCAAUCGGUUGUAUAUGACGCCACCAAAAAGGUUCUAAACCCAGACAAUACCGAUACACAGUUUAAAACUGUUUAUGACAAAUGGUUGCACGCAUUUCCGAACUCUGACAAAUCACAGCCAAGAAUUUUAGGUCUGGGAACUGGUAGUGACCAUGCUGCUUUUAUUCAACGUGCAGGUCUUCCUAGUAUUGACUUCCUUUACACAUAUAACUGGGAUAAAUACAGGAUAGCAUCAUACCCACUCUAUCAUUCCAAGUAUGAAACUUUUAAGGCUGUGGAUGAGUUCAUGGACCGAGGGUUCAAGUGUCAUCGCGCAUCAGGACAAGUUUGGGCGGAAGUGGCCAGGAACUUGGCAGAUUCUCUCGUAAUCCCAUUCAAGAUCCAGGAUUAUGCAAACAAAUUGAGAGAUGGCGUUGAAGAACUUGAUCGAAAUUUAGGAAGUUUGAUGAGAAGAAAUGGCAUUCAAACUGAUUUGCUGUAUGAAGCCACGGAUCUCUUUGCAGCAGAAGUUGCCUCCUUUCAGAAAAGAGUUGAUACUGUGGAUAGAAAGAAUCCGUUCGCCAUUCGGGGCAUCAAUGACCAAAUUAUGUUAAUGGAGAGAGCGUUCAUUGAUCCCGAGGGUCUACCGGGCCGACCAUUGGCUAGACACAUCGUUUUUGCUGAGAGUAGUACAGAUUCAUACAGCAGUGCCACUUUUCCUGGUCUCGUAGAUGGAAUGUUUGAAAUUGAAGGGGACACGGAUGAAGAGAGACGGUGGGAGAUUGUAAAGAAACAUUUCAGUGUGGUUCUUCACACUAUAGACUCCGCGAUUUCCACGCUGCGGGAUGUAUCCUCAUUUAUGCCAUUAUCUGAUGGACUUUGAUAAAAGUAUAUUAGUUUUUUGCAUAAUUGUAUCCUAUAUAUAUAUUUUUAAGCAAUAUGAGCUGUAUUUUUUAGAAUUUUAUUUUGCUGAUAAAACCUGCUAGUAUGAUAGGUCUGCAUAUAACUUAAACUUUUAUGAUAAAUAAGAUUUGAAAACAUCAUUAAUUUUUGUCGAAGAAUAUAUUUCUCUUCUAAGGAAUAUAUAGCAAAUCAAUUUUUGUACAGGACGACAAUAACUCAAUUUUGCUCCAAAUAAGCUUCUCAACGGCCUUUUCCACAAAAAUAUGGCUAACAGAAAUUUAAAAACCAUGAUAUGUUAGUCAUUUUAGUAGAAAAGAAUAUUUUAGUAAAAACAAAAUUCAACAUGAAAAUGAAGGUCACAUUGCUUUAAUCAAUCUAGUUUGUGCAUGUAUAAAUGAGUUGCAUAGAAUUAAACUUUUUUAUUAUAUCUACAUUUUAUUGCAUCAUACCCCCCCCCCCCCCCCGAAAUGUAUUUUUUAGUAGCUUUUUACAUUUAUAUUCCAUGGUUAUAUACAUGUAAGUAUGUUUGCAUUUUAAUUAAGUUUCACAACCCUCACUUAUGAUUGAUCAAAAAAUAAACAGUUAACAGUCGGGUACAAUUCUUGUUUGUCUUUGCGAUUUACAGUACAUUAUCAAGAAAAUAGUGACUGCUGUAAAAGCAAUAAAAGGCAAGAAAGACAGAACAAACGUAAAAGUAGCGAGGAAAUUUGCAGUGUUGUAGCAAGGAGAAAUAAAAGUCAUGGAAUUUCCACCAAACAUUACGUGUUUUCUUUGUAUAAAGAUAAGUUGUAGAAAUGUGCAGGAAAAGAUAUAAUUGCAGGUAAGCGUAUACCACAGCAUUUGAUACAGUUCUAAAUGGUUUUUCAAGAACAGAGCUAGAGAAAACACGAGCUUUGCCGGAAAGGUCCGAGAAGUUGUGAUUGUUUU